CACUUUGAUUCCUUUACCUUACAUCCAAAUCGAAUCAAAAAAAAAAAAAAAUUAAGACAACGGAACCAAUGGCCGGAAUCGGACCUUUAACUCAAGACUGGGAACCAGUGGUUAUUCGAAAAAAGGCCCCAAGCGCCGCCGCCAAGAAGGAUGAGAAGGUCGUCAACGCCGCCCGUAGGGCCGGCGCCGAGAUCGAAUCCAUCAAAAAAUCAAAUGCUGGGUCGAACAGGGCAGCAUCAAGUAGUACUUCUUUGAACACCAGGAAGCUUGAUGAAGAAACUGAAAAUCUUGCUCAUGAUCGAGUGCCAACUGAACUGAAGAAAGCCAUCAUGCAGGCUCGAAUGGAGAAGAAACUUACCCAGGCUCAACUUGCUCAGAUGAUCAAUGAGAAACCCCAGAUUAUACAAGAGUAUGAAUCUGGAAAAGCCAUCCCUAAUCAACAGAUAAUUGGUAAAUUGGAGAGGGCUCUUGGUACGAAGCUGCGAGGGAAGAAGUGAGGCAGGUCUUGUAGUAAACAUCAAACAGAACUCAAAUAUAAUCCAGCGUCUGAGUUCUAAACCUUGGUGGUGUAAAUGAAUGUUAUCUACCAUUGUUAUGGCUUGCUUGUAAGAACAGUGUCUUUGACUUUGUGUGAUGACUAGACUGAAAUAGAGUGUGUUCUUGACUCUUACAUGGCAUUUGCUGUGCUCUUUGUGGUU
This is a messenger RNA of Theobroma cacao (cacao), 698 nucleotides long. Its product is annotated as multiprotein-bridging factor 1b. Gene Ontology annotation, cellular component: nucleus. The record is from RefSeq and is a predicted model, not a curated record. Gene Ontology annotation, molecular function: DNA binding. Lineage: Eukaryota; Viridiplantae; Streptophyta; Magnoliopsida; Malvales; Malvaceae.